Messenger RNA from Paramisgurnus dabryanus, 8934 nucleotides. RefSeq names its product FERM and PDZ domain containing 1a (gene frmpd1a). The record is from RefSeq and is a predicted model, not a curated record. Gene Ontology annotation, cellular component: cytoskeleton. Lineage: Eukaryota; Metazoa; Chordata; Actinopteri; Cypriniformes; Cobitidae. Gene Ontology annotation, molecular function: protein binding.
CGAAGAAGCUCCUUUUAUCAAAGAGAGAGAGAGGGGGGGGGGUAUCUGACUGAGCAAGCUUUGAAAGCAGAUUAAACUGAAGUGCGCCUCUCUUCCAGAGCCGUGAGACUCUGAUCGGACUAUCUCGUCUUUACUUCUUUUAUUUAACCGGAGUGAUCUUUCAAAGGGAUGGAUACUUCAUGAAGGUGUGAAUCUUUCUGUGAGAGGAGCUCCAGCUAUGGAAACAAACACGAGUCUAUGUUUGACGCAAGAGCUAAGGACCAUCAAAACAAGACGACAGCAACUUUUUCACUGAUGGAAUAAGACCGUGAUUGUUUGAUGCCAUACGACAGACACCAAAUCAGCCUGGGAAAAGCAAACAAGUUUCUUGAACUGCGAAUGAAAAGUCAAGUCUAAGCAGCACUGGAUAUGAAUGACAUCAAUUCUGUAUGUGCACUGGUGUGACCAUUAAAAUAAACCAGUUUACGUACUGAACUGCUUAAUAUUGCCACAGUGCUUGACAGACUGAAGAAAAACUGUCAGAAUGAUGACUGGGAUAAAGUGCCAAGUGGUCAAAAAUUAAGCUUUGAAGAACUGGUGAUGCAGUACCAGGAUAAGUUCCUCUGCAACGUAUCAGUGCAAUCCAGGAUAAAUGGAGGAGCGGGACCGCAGUCGCUCUCCGUCUCGCAGGACCAGCAAAGUAGAACAGGUGGUGGGACGUUGGCUACGCCGCUCCAGGGAGUCCAGCAGCCGGGAGCGUGUGUUAGAGGAUGGGCAUGCUGCCGAAAAUGGCUCUCAGGACCAGAGGAGCUGUCCGAUUAGUGUCAUUAUUAAAGUGCCACUUGACCCCACCCUCAACACCCAUGGGUUUACUGUCUCAACACACACUCCACCCCUGGUGCUGGAUGUGACAGAAGGAGGCCCUGCUGAUGGAAAGCUUGUCCCUGGCGACCAGCUUAUGAAAAUAAAUAAUGUUGCUGUUGAUGAUUUAUCCACAGAGCAGGCCGCUGACAUCAUCAGGGAAUGUCAGGAUACUCUAACAUUGACUGUUCUGAGAUAUACUGGGCCAAAGUCAUCUUUCAUAACUCCAGAGAAGAGAGCCAAGCUGAGGACAAACCCAGUUAAAGUGAGGUUUGCAGAAGAAGUGGUGGUCAAUGGUCACUCACAGGGUAACUCUUUGCUGUUCCUGCCUAAUGUGCUGAAGGUCUACCUGGAGAAUGGCCAAACAAAGGCUUUUAAAUUUGAAUCCAAAACCACUGUUAAGGACAUAGUGAUGACCCUGAAGGAGAAACUCUCUAUCACCCGUAUCGAAUAUUUCUCUCUAGUACUGGAACAACAAUACAGCAGCAGCAAACUACAUCUACUGCAUGAUGAGGAGAUCAUUCAAGGGGUGGCUGAGAAGAAGGAGAUUCAUGACUACAGGUGUCUGUUCCGAGUUUGUUUUCUGCCCAGAGACUUUGAGAAUAUGCUAAUAGACGACCCUGUGGCCUUUGAAUAUCUAUUCUUACAGAGCGUGAGUGAUGUUUUACUGGAAAGGUUCGCAGUGGAGAUGAAAUGUAAUACAGCUCUCAGACUGGCUGCAUUGCAUGUACAGGAGAGACUAGCAAGCACUGGACAAACUCUUAAAACACCACUCAAGGCUGUCUUGAAGGAGUGGGGUAUUGAAAGCUUUAUAUCCCACACUUUACUGCGCAACAUGAAAGAGAAAGACUUGAAGAAAGCAAUCAGUUAUCAUAUGAAGAAACUAUUAGCUCAGGAGCCUAAGCAGAAGGUGAUCUCAGUGGACCAAGCUAGACUGAACUACUUAAAUGAGAUAGCUGAAUUGAAAUCAUAUGGAGGAAAGGCUUUCAGUGCCACUAUGAUGCUGCAGGACAGAGAGUCAACAGUGAGUUUGUUGGUGGGAGCUAAGUAUGGGGUGAGUCAGGUGAUCAAUCACAAGCUGAGCAUUAUGACCACACUAACAGAAUUCAGCUGCGUUACCAGAGUGGAACUGUUUCCUGAAUCUGAAAGAGUUAGUCUGGUCAAGAUCUACCUGCAAGAUAUCAAGCCAAUAACCUUGUUGUUGGAAUCGGUAGCAGCUAAAGAUCUAUUGUGUCUGGUUGCUGGAUACUGCAAACUUCUUGUGGACCCCCAGAUAUGUGUUUUCCCAUGGCCAGCUAAUUCAAAGAACCACCGCAUAUCAGCAGAAGAAGGUUAUGUGUCACAUUGUGGCAGUGACUCUGAAGACUCAGAUACAGACAUGGAUGCUCUCCUUGCUCAUGUUGCUAGUACCAAAAACAACAAAACAACAGUUAAGCCCAGUGAUGAUCUAGAUGGAGAAACUGAAAAACAAAGUCUGAUGGAAAAAGAAGAGGCGGAGAGGGACCGAGAGAAAGAAGAGGAAGAGAUGGAGAAAAACUGUGAAAGGAAGAAAGAAACCAGCCAUGAAUUUAUAACUGCUAAUAAUGAAGAGAUGGUAGAAACAGAUGAUGAAAGAGUAGGAGCAGACAAUGAUGACAAAAAGCAAAAGAACAAGCCUGAAGAUCCGCAGUGUGGCGUUAUUGUAGAUGACCCAACAUCUGAAGCAUCUGAUUCAUUCCAGACUGAGUCACUUUUCAUGACCAGCAUCUCCAGUGACUCUAUAGAUGCCCUAGAGGAGGAUGACCUCAUGACAUACUUCUCUGCCACUUACCCAUGGCAUUUACCAGUGAAAGAGUCUUUUUGCAAUGUAGACCACUUUACUCCAUCAUUGUCUCCAGUGCAACUGCAGAGCAAAGACAGUCAUCCCCUAAGUGACAUGUUCUCUGCAGAUGCAAAUUGUGAGUCUGAGGUUGACCAAAUCUUUGCUUUUGCUGCACUCUCAAAUAUUGCUGAAUGUCUUCCCAGCCCACCUGAAGCAAGUGAAGAUGAGGACUGUGAGGAUCUAGGAAUAGAGAAAGAAAGGCACAAAAAGGGGUCACCUGAAAAUCAACUGAAAACCACAGUUCCCUCUUCUGGAGAAUAUGUGUUUUCAUUUGAGCAUGGCGACACUAGACACUACUACAAUAUUUGCUCCAAUGUUACCCCUGACAGUGCCCGCAGCAUUCCACGACCUCUCUCUCCUCCAGGUUCUAAGGAAGGACAUGGUUCUAAGGAAGGACAGAUGGAUCUGCAAAAAGUGGAAGUUAAAGUGAUGGAAUCAGUGCCGAUUUUUCUCCCUCCACCAGGGUUUGGAGACAGCAGUUCAGAUGAAGAGUUCUUUGAUGCUCAGGAAAAAUUCAUAUCCCCUGAAGAUCUCUCUUCAACGGCCAUAACAAAAGAAGAUUCUACUCAGUCAAGCACCAGGACACGCACACGAAGGUUAAAUGAGACUGGAAUAUGUGUCAGUGAACAAGAUGCAGAUGAUUUAGAAAAGGCAGAAAAGGAAGAAAUGCAGGAAAAAGUGGCUAUACAAGAUCAAUUGUCAAGGUUCCAAAAAAGGUCCAAGAAGCGCCGCUCAUUCAUGGAAACAAAUUAUACAUCCCUAGUGUCUUUUCCAGAACAGGACCAAUUAGGAAACAGUUAUGGCAACAGCGUCCCAAGUUAUGGUUCUAUAUCUCUCAAGCCUGACACUGACCGAAAGGCAUGUUUUGAGGGUAGUUGCUUAGAUCAAAGUCUGUGUCCAACAGUCUCAUCCCUAACGCAUUCUGAAGGAGAACCAGCACAAUUAGAAUCCAAACCUAUCCACCCAUUUAAACCCAGUGGGUCAGGACUCACCACGGAUUCACAUGCAGGGUCACAUUCAAACAAGGCAUAUCAGCAGAAACAGCAACUUAUAGAGAUGGAACCAGACUCAAUGGAGUGCAAAUCAGUCACUGAGCUAAUGUCUACUGUAUCACCAACUAUAGUAGCAGUACGUUCACCCAUGGGGCUUCGGGACAAAGGUAGUAGCAGCAACCAUGGAAAUGAUGAUCAAGAUGGUGGAGCAGUAGGAGGUUUGGCUGAGACACUGUUUGGAGGUCACUUGUUCUUUGAUACAUCUAGAGAAACAAAUGACAACAGUGGAUCAUCUAAAGACCAGGCAUGCAAACAAAUGGAAUGUUUAUUCCAGCGCAGAACAAUGCCCCUCAAGAGCAGCUCAUUGCCAAGACUAGGCCAGAAAACCCAACUAAGUUUGCCCUGCGUACAUAUCCCAAGUAUAUCAUAUACUACAAGCCCAAAUAUAGACAGGGACAUGAACAACGAUUCUUUAAUUCUAGAAUUUGGGAUGGGAAAAGACACAGUGGAGCCAACAGAGAGGGCCAGGAGUCACAGCGUGUCUUCAACAUCCGAUAAUGAUGCACAUUACCCACCCAAGCACUUAUUUUCAAAGAAAGAAUCUGAAUCUGAUAAAAAUGACAGUUCUUGUGACCCAUGCAUUCAAGAACUGUCUUCUGGCAUUUUAUCUUUUGAACCAUCCCAAAACUUCUUUCUUACACCUUGUUCAUCUGGAGUCCUUGGGCGACUCUCUGCCUCAACACUACGGGGAAAGAUCCAGAACCUCCCUCUCUACCUAUCACGUUCUCAGGAAACGCUAAGUGCUAAUUCCCCUGCAAGUAAUGUUACAUCUGAAAGAAGGCUUUCAGAAUCACAACUGAAAACAAAUGAAGUUGAAGUGGCAAAAGAGGCAACUGAGGAUUUAACUUCGAAUGAAGGAGUUGCUGAUGUAAAAGAGGUAAAAGUGGUUACUAUAGUACCUGAAGAGGUUACAGAAGUUAUUGAAGAGGUAAGAGAGGUCAGCCACAUAAAUCCACAACCAUGUGGACAGCAGAAAAAUGAAACUAAUCCCAAAGAGUUUACUGGAAUAACCUUGUGUCCUAGGGUCCAACUCUCUUCCAUAGACUCUUUCCAAGUCAGCCCUUCAUCUGUAGUGGUUACCACACAAAACUUAAAUGUACCCUGGAAGGUGGUCACAUCUAAUGAAGUUAGUGGAUUGCAAAAACAUAGCUGUUCUCUUUUAAGCACAACUCCCAUUAACUUUAUAUCCAGCUGUGGGGUUUUCACAAACUGCAGGGCAAAACCUACCACAGGCCAGCCACAGGCUUUGCCCAGCCCAUAUCAGCAGGAGAAACCAGAUCUUAGCUGUAGCUCAGUACUGGCUGUGGGGUGUAAGACAGUAAUGGACGAUGCCCAGACACCACUCGAGGCCUGCCAAACAGUAUAUACAAACUGUUUCAGUGGAGUCCUAGAGAGCGCUACCUUUGAUGAUGAACUUACCGUCUAUGAAUUUUCCCACAGAACAAACCACGGUGAAACAGAGGAGGCACUGCUAGUGUCUAUCCCUCCUUCUUCUCUCUCAGCAUCCCCUGCUUCUUUCUCACCAUCAUCUCCAUUGCCUUCAUUUCCUCAUUUAGUACUGCCACCUUCUUCAUCUACAGAGCUCGGUCUCCUUCUGUCCCCUCUUGAUACCAAUGACUGUUUUCUGUCGGACACUCACGAAGAUGCAGUCACUGCCCUGCUGACACGUCGGUAUCCUCUACCACCAAGGGGAUUUCUUUCUUUGCAAAUGGAUGUGGACACACUCUUAAAUAUCCUUGUUGGUUCUAUGAAGAAUCAAGAUGGGGUCCAAGAGCACCCCAGGGAUACCUGUGUGGCUCAUUUUUCAAUAAACAAAAGCCGACUGCAUGUGGAAGCUCGGGGGCUAUUGGCUGGGUGUCAGCGUGUGGUUAGGGUUGGGCAGACACCAGAAGAGACACUUCAAUCACUCUCAGAAAGCUUUCGCUCACUGGUGCAGCUGACCAGUGUGUGUUUGUGCUUUUCCAGCUGCCAGCGAUGCAGGGAGCGCCAUGCCCAAGCGCUUACAGGACUUGCAGAUGUUACAAAAACGUAUCAGGACUUCGCUCGUGCGGCAGAACUAGUGGGAUGUGCUGCUGAAAGGAACACUUGUCAUGAGCUCAGUAUUAAACUCCUUGCUCGCCAAUGCACUGCACUGACAACCUCAGUUUUCUGCCUCACCCAGCUCUUUCGCACUCUUACUGCCCUUUGACCUCUGAACUGUUACAUCUGUAGCAUUUCCUAAACCAAAAGCUACAAGCUAUUUGACAGACUAGCAUUCUGUUUAAACGCAAAAAGUGAUUUGAAUAGACAUGUUAAGAUAAAUAAAUAUUGCGGCAAGUAUACUGUCCAAAUGCACUGGCAUACAAAUAGUAAGCAUGCAAUAAAACAUACAUUUGCACUCAUACAAAAACUUAAAACCUGCCUCUAAAUUUUUUUUAAAUGCAUUGACUUACAAUAGCAUCUAGAAAUACAACUUUGUACUAAGAAGCUGGCAUUAUUUGUAUGUUGAUUAUGAGGAUUAUUUACAAUUGAAUGUAACCGCUAUUGUCUUUUUACUAUGGUUAUCUGUUAUUUAUUCUGCGUCAUAUAGGGAAAGCAUAGACAAGGAGGACUUUGAAAACUCUCUGCUCUCCCUCAUGUUUUCUCUUUCUUGCUUGCUUUCUCACUUUUAUUCUCACCAGUGUUAUGUAUAUAAAGUAUUUUUUCUUCCGCCAUGCCUGAUUCCUAUUAGUGAACGAUUUUAAAGAGUCUGCAGUAAUAAAUAAUAAGCUGGGUUAUAAUUAAUUUAGUAAUCAGUAAAUUAACUAGAGAAAAGACUAAACCAAAGCUUAUGGCUGAAUGAUUGAAUGAAUGCUGCUUCACUCAAAAUACAUUCCAUUGACUUUCUGCAUAUGGAUGAGUACAGUAUAUAAUAGCAGGUUAAUUUGGUGUCAUUAUUUUGCCAAAGUCAUUAUUUUUUCAGCUUUUUCCCAUUUUUAAAGGUGCUGUUUUUCGUAAUCCCAUUUUCCAAACUUUAGUUAGUGUGUAAUGUUGCCGUUAUAGCAUGAAUAAUAUCUGAAUAAUCGUUUUGAGGACAGUGUAAAACUGCGGUAUACAGAUAAGUAAAUUGUGUGAGAAAUACUGUUUUUUUUACACAGGAAAUAUGUUAUGUUAUUUUGCACCGUAAACACAAUUAAUGCUCCGUAAACACAGGAAAAAUGGCAGCUUAGAUUAUUUAAUAAUUUGGUACUCAUCAUUGUCAUGGAUCACAAGAUGUUAUAAGCAAUAACAUCAAAGGUCUGUUUCCAAGGUAGAGUAACAGUCAUGUAUGUGCAUGAGAGAGGGCGAUUAAUGGGUGUUUUCACACUGGCUAUAGACCGUUUAAACAUAAACAAACGGCUUUGGUAAUCUUAAUGCAACUUCCGGCUCACGUUACUGUUUAAAUUGAAUGUAUACAAUGUUAGCUACAGUCCUUAAAAUUCUUGCCUGUCUGCCAAACCUCUCCGCACAGUUAUGGUCCAUGCUCGCUGUCUCCAUCGUCUUUAGAGAUGGCAAUCAUAGAUCACCGCUAUGUAAAGGGGAGGUUUGGCAGCCAAUAUGUAGUUAACGUUGUAUACAUUAAUUUUACACAAUUAAUUUUGUAACAUUAGCUCAGUGUAGUUUUUGAUAUGCUUUAGCUAUGAUUUGAACUAAGUAAAGCACAUUCAACAAGUGUGCGCACAUUUGAGUAUGUGUUGUUCAUCAACUCGUCUUUUUGUGCUUAAAGGUCACAUUUUUCCUGUGUUUUCGAAGCCUUGAUUGUUUUAACGCUACGCAAUAUAACAUGUUCAUGUGUCUUGUGUAAAAAAAAUUUUUCACACAAUUUACUUAUCUCUAUACCACUGUUUUUACUGUCCUAAAAACAAGCUGAUGUCUUCCUUGUUGUAUGAAGUCCCUCCUUCAGAAAUACGUAACGAGUUUUGAUUGUGUAGCUGGUUUAGUGUGUUGUGAUUUGACCAGCUUCUUAGCUUAGCCAGAGCUGUUUGAACUUAGCUGGCAACUGACGUAUUCAGUUUAGUCAAAAACUCUUGUAUUGACGUCAUUCAACCGGGAAGUAGAAUGAAAAGUAGAAUAUAUUGCCUGUCAGUGAACUUUGAGCUUUAUAAUUUUGCAGGUAUUAAUUAUGCUAUAACAGCAACCGUACACACUAAGUAUAGUUUGAAAAAUUGGAUCACGAAAAACGUGACCUUUAAAUUUUUUAAAUCGCUUGAAUGUUAAUAUUUGCAAGAACCAUUUACAAAUGUGCAAAUUCAUCCGCGUAUCGGGAUCGCAAGCGUGCCGAUUCAAUUAACCACUAAUGUUGUCACAUGUUGCAUUACACAACAUUGUAGCGCAGUUCUCUUAGUCUGUUUCCUUCAGUUUUAGCAAAAUCAUAAGAAAAUCUUUUAUGGUGAACAUUAACAUACUGAACCACUUUUGGGCAUUUGGAGGGCUCAAACGAACUAGGUGUAAAACACCCUCUCUGUACGACUGCCAGUUCUAUACUGUCAACACUGUUAAUCUACCUUGGUAACAGAGUUUGACAGUAACAGAACUCAGACUGAAUUAUUCAGACAACAGGAAGUCAUGAUUUUCUGCUAGCCUAUAUACUACUACACUUUUCAUGGAAAAUAUUAUAUUGUUAUGGCAUGUAACAUCUUGUGAUCCAUAACAAAGUAUCUCAUUAUUAAACUAAAUAAAAAUAUAAACAUUUGAAAAUAGCAGAAAAAAAAUGAAGUUGAACACCAAAUGUACCUGCAAUUAUAAAACCACCCAUAUGCUUUACAGUGACUUCAUAAAGAUAUGUUUACCUGACCUAUUAGAUUCAUUUAACAAGGAAACAUUAUCAAUUUGGUGCCACUAUUUAUUUUCCACAUAUUAGGUUGUUUUUAUCAGUAAUCAAAGUUUUCACAAAACACUGCUCCCAAAAUCAUGCAAAAUUACAUUAUUGUAGAUAAACUGUUAGAAACAUUUAGAGUCAUUAGCAGUGCAAAAUGUCUAAAUACCAAAAAGCUGCCAUGCUAUUCCUGAAAGGCAUGCUGUAAGGCAUAAACAUAUUGUAUACCUUGAAAAAGCGGGAUGCAUGCCAACAUACAUGAAUGCAUGACUGAGAGGAUGACCAGUGAGUGAAAGAGUUGUUUAAACAGACUUUGUAAUGCAGUACUACCCACCUUAUUAAAAUGAACUUUAAAUAACCAAAGUUUG